AUGACCGACAGCGAAGAAGCUGCAGUCCCGCUCAGAAACGACGAAAACUAUCGACAUCUCCUGAACGAAGACACCCUCACAGAAGUCGCUCUCCACAUCGCUCAGUUUCGCGUUCUCGGUCAAGACGACCGGAAACGGCGGAAACACAAGAGCAAAAAGCGUAGUGCUAGUGAAGAGAGAGAGCGACGAGAAAAGAAGGAGCGAAAGAGGGCCAAGAGGGAAAAGAAGAGACUAAAGGGCAAUUCACAGUGGGGAAAGUACGGGGUAAUAUCAGAGGCAGAUAUUUUCACCAAAUCCCAGGAAUUCCAUACCUGGCUGGUCGAAGAACGGAAAAUCAAUCCGGAGACCAUUUCUAAGGAUCAGAAUAGGAAAGAGUUUGCGCGGUUUAUGGAGGACUAUAACACUGCUACUCUCCCCGACGAGAAAUACUACAACAUGGAGUCGUACAAUCGUCGUAUGACUGCGCUUCGUGGAGGGGAGUUGGCGCCGCCGGCAGAAGAUUCCUAUGACCCACAGGCCGACAUGAAGGCAAUCAGCUCAGCACACAAGAGGCGCAAAUUUGCAGAGGAGGAUAGUCUUCUGAACAGAGAAAAGUUGAUGGAGCUGCGAAAAGUGCAGAAUGAGCGCGUUCAGGCUGGGAAGAUGAGGCAAUUGGGCAUGGAAGUCUCUCAAAGUAUGGGUGUCAGGAUGGAUGGGACAGCGUUUGAAGAUUGA
Mycena indigotica is the source of this 714-nucleotide messenger RNA. RefSeq lists its product as uncharacterized. Bases 1 to 714 code for a protein of 237 amino acids. NCBI's taxonomy places the organism in Eukaryota, Fungi, Basidiomycota, Agaricomycetes, Agaricales, Mycenaceae. The record is from RefSeq and is a predicted model, not a curated record. The transcript is spliced from 6 exons.